Vigna angularis (adzuki bean) is the source of this 810-nucleotide messenger RNA. RefSeq names its product BES1/BZR1 homolog protein 2-like. Lineage: Eukaryota; Viridiplantae; Streptophyta; Magnoliopsida; Fabales; Fabaceae. Gene Ontology annotation, molecular function: DNA-binding transcription factor activity. Gene Ontology annotation, biological process: brassinosteroid mediated signaling pathway; DNA-templated transcription. The transcript has 2 exons. The annotation marks the transcript as partial. The record is from RefSeq and is a predicted model, not a curated record.
AUCAGAACAUCUCAUAGUGUGAUCGUGGAAGAAGAUGGCACUACCUACAGAAAGGGAUGCAAGAGACCCACGGGAAGUGAGAUUGGAGGCACUCCACCCAACAUAAGCGCGUGUUCCUCGAUUCAGCCAAGUCCACAAUCUUCGUCAUUCCCGAGUCUAGUGCCUUCCUACCACGCUAGUCCAACCUCUUCCUCCUUCCCCAACCUCACUCCCAUUGACGCAAACCCCGAUUCCUUUCUCAUCCCAUUCAUUCGCAACAUAACUUCAAUCCUCGCCAACCUUCCCCCUCUCAGGAUAUCCAACAGCGCCCCUAUCACCCCACCUAUUUCCUCUCCCCGAACCUCCAAGCGCAAGGCUGACUUCGAUUCCCUCUCCAACGCUUCCUUCCGCCACCCUCUUUUCGCCACCUCCGCCCCCUUCGGUCCCUCGCGCCGCCACCAUGUCGCGAAUUCCACCAUCCCCGAGUACGACGAGUCUGACGCUUCCACCGUCGACUCUGCCUCCGGCCGUUGGGUUAGUUUUCACUGUCAGACCCCCGUCGGUCCCAUUUCCCCUACUUUCAACCUCAUGAAACCCGCUCUGCACCAUAUCGCUCCUCAGGAGGGCGUACAGUGGGGUUCCGUUGCGGAGAUAGGCAAAGGAGUCUCUGAUUUUGAAUUCGAGAAUGGCAGAGUAAAGCCUUGGGAGGGUGAGAGAAUACACGAGGUGGGAAUGGAUGAUUUGGACCUUACUCUCGGAUUCGGAAAAUUACAAGCCAUAAACGCAAGGUUGGAUAAUAAAUCGAAUAGAUCUGAAUCAAGAAAUCAGUAA